UACCGCCGGUAACGGCUCCGGGCCGGCCCCACCAUGUUCCUCCUCCUCCCUCCGCCGCCGCCCCCAUGAGCCGCAAGAAAAGCGGCUUCGCCAUCACCAGCGUCCGCGGCGGCAGCGGGAACGCGCCCGGCGAUGCCUCCGGCGCCGCGACCGGUUCUUCGUCUUCCUCCUCCGGCAGCCCCAGCGGGUCCCGGUUCCGCCUCGUUCGCUUACUGUCGCCCGGGGAGGUGCUGCGGCGGGGCCGGUGGCUGUGCCGCGAUUUCUACGAGCGGGACGCGUCACCGCGGGGAGGCGGCGGCGGCGGCGCGGGGAGGGUCCCGGUGUCGCUGGACGCCCCCCGGGCCAUUCCCGCCCCGCACCAGCCCCGGUCCCUCGGGGCCUUCGCGCAGCUCGUGCAGCAGGCGCUGCCCCCCAAACCCCCUUCGCCACGCCCAGGGGGCGGAGCCGAGCUCAGCGUGCGCCUGGGAUUGGCUGGCGAGGAGAGCGAAGACGAGGGCGCUGGGAGCGGCAUCACCGCCAUCGACAACAAGAUUGAGAGGGCCAUGGACCUGGUGAAGUCCCACCUGCUGCUGGCGGUGCGGGAGGAGGUGGAGGCGCUGCGGGAGCAGAUCCGGGAGCUGAGCGAGCGGCGUGCGGCGCUGGAGAGGGAGAACCUCCUGCUCCGGGCACUCGCCACCCCACAGCAGCUCGCCCGCCUGCUGUCCCUGCAGCCCCCCGGGCCGCCCCCGGGGCCGCCCUGAGCUCGGGGGGCUCGCAGGAGGUUCUCAGGGGGCGGGCAGGGGGUUCACGCUCGCUGCACCACUGCUGCUUUAUUGGGAGGAAGGGAGGGAGUGACGCUGACCUCUCUCGCCCUUCCUGCGCUAUUUGGGGCCUUUUUUAAUAAACCCGCAAUUUUUACAGCA
This is a messenger RNA of Sturnus vulgaris (Common starling), 902 nucleotides long. Lineage: Eukaryota; Metazoa; Chordata; Aves; Passeriformes; Sturnidae. The record is from RefSeq and is a predicted model, not a curated record.